Cuscuta campestris is the source of this 2018-nucleotide messenger RNA. The record is from the annotation of a GenBank genome assembly. Lineage: Eukaryota; Viridiplantae; Streptophyta; Magnoliopsida; Solanales; Convolvulaceae.
GUGCAAGUUCUAACCUCGAUUAAUUGGUGAAUUAAACAAAACAAGAAUCAAUUGGUCGGGCUGUUUCCGGCGAUCCCUGCGGCGGCGGCACAAGGAGACAUCGGCGGUGAACCGGCGUCACAGCGGCGGUACUGCUCCUCCUCCGCUGCCCGGCUCUGUUCUCGUGUUCCUGCUCUGUUACUUCUUCAGCGGCGACCAGUACUCCGUAUAUGUUUUUGCUUUUUCUUUCUCUUCAAUUGUGCGUGCGUGCAUAAAUUAUAUAAGGGGAUGGGUUUGGGGGAUAAUUUCCAUUCCAUAUACGGACAGCGAACCUUUGGAAGUCAGCAACUACUCGACCCUCGACACCAUAUAGAGCAAUUUAUUUUGCACUGAUCAUUUAGUUUUUUUCGCAUCCGAUUCUAUUUUCAUUCCCGAGAUAAUUAGCCGAAUCAAUCUUAAACUCGGAUCUGGAGUUUCUUGAGCCGUAGCGGAAAUGUACGGUAACUUAGGCGGUGUAGAAGGCACCGAUCCUUCUGGUUUCCGCAAGAUCUCUCCUCCGUCGACUAUGCCUUGGGUCCGUAAUCUCAGACGUUACAUUGGAGAUGGGACUGGUCUUGGCUCCGAAGCACUCAUGGAGCUUGAAACAAAGAAGAUCUUGCUUGAUAUUUUUAAAGAGAAACAGCAAAAAUGUGCUGCUGCUGGCACAAUUCCCAGCUUCUAUAAGAAAAAACCCGAAGAAGGAUCCAUUAGUCAAAGGGUUCAGAGACUUGCAAAAUAUCGAUUUCUAAAGAAGCAAUCAGAUCUUCUGCUAAAUGCUGAUGAUUUGGAUGCGAUGUGGGUUUGUUUAAGAGAAAACUGUGUGAUUGAUGAUGCAACUGGUGCGGAAAAGAUGAACUAUGAAGACUUUUGCCACAUUGCCUCAGUCUGUACAGAACAAAUAGGCCCUAAAUGUCGUCGCUUUUUCAGUCCUUCAAAUUUCAUGAAGUUUGAGAAAGAUGAAUCUGGCAGAAUAGCCAUUCUGCCUUUCUACCUUUAUGUGAUGCGCACGGUUUCAUUGACACAAGCAAGGAUAGAUAUGAGUGAGCUUGAUGAAGAUUCUGAUGGCUUUCUUCAACCUCAUGAGAUGGAAUCUUACAUACGUGGCCUUAUACCUAAUCUGGCUCAACUGCGAGACAUGCCUGCGGCCUUUGUGCAAAUGUAUUGUCGCAUUGCUGCGCAUAAAUUUUUCUUCUUUUGUGAUCCCAACAGGCGAGGAAAGGCUUGCAUAAAGAAGAUUCUGCUCAGUAACUGUCUCCAGGAGCUGAUGGAACUACAUCAGGAAAGUGAGGAAGAAGUCUCAGAUGCUGAACAAGCUGAAAACUGGUUUUCAUUGACUUCUGCACAGCGCAUAUGUGAUAUGUUUCUUGCUCUAGAUAAAGAUAUGAAUGGAACAUUGAGCAAGCAUGAACUCCGAGAAUAUGCAGAGGGGACACUGACAGAUAUUUUCAUUGAGAGAGUUUUUGAUGAGCAUGUCCGGCGCGGUAAAACUGGAGGCGUUAAUGGUCGUGAGAUGGAUUUUGAAAGUUUUCUCGACUUUGUUCUAGCCCUUGAAAACAAAGACACUCCUGAGGGAUUAACAUACCUGUUUAGGUGUCUUGAUUUGCACGGGAAGGGAUUUCUGACAACUAGUGACAUUCAUACACUCUUCAGAGAUGUUCAUCAGAAGUGGAUCGAUGGAGGGAAUUAUGAACUAUGCAUCGAGGACGUGAGAGAUGAAAUUUGGGAUAUGGUGAAACCGGGUGACCCUUUGAGGAUAACUUUGACUGAUUUACUGGCAUGCAAGCAGGGUGGGACUGUGGCAAGCAUGCUUGUUGAUGUUCGUGGUUUUUGGGCCCACGACAACCGAGAGAACCUACUUCAGGAAGAGGAGCCAGUUGAAGAAGGAUAGCAUCCUUCAUUCCCUUAUCAAUUAUUGGGAAAUUGCAAGGAUUAGAGAAUGAAUUUAGGGGAAAAUAACGUUGUCCUUAGGUUGUUGCGUAACUGUUUUUUAGUCCUCGUUU